This is a messenger RNA of Alternaria ethzedia, 1362 nucleotides long. RefSeq lists its product as uncharacterized. The transcript has a single exon. Lineage: Eukaryota; Fungi; Ascomycota; Dothideomycetes; Pleosporales; Pleosporaceae. Gene Ontology annotation, biological process: DNA-templated transcription. The coding region runs from base 1 to 1362 and encodes 453 amino acids. Gene Ontology annotation, cellular component: nucleus. Gene Ontology annotation, molecular function: zinc ion binding; DNA binding. The record is from RefSeq and is a predicted model, not a curated record.
AUGGGGCCUUUCAAACGAGAAGUGGUCGAGCUGUACUUCAACCACAUUCACUACCAUUUUCCCAUCCUAGAUGAGGAGAUGUGUGAGAUGCUGCGGACAGGGCAAUACGGCAGAGUACCAAACAAUUUGAUGUGUGUCAUCUUCGCACUUGCAUCGCCACACUGGGCCAAGUCAGAUACCCUGAAGAUGCACCCCAAACCAAACUCAUACUACGUUUGGAACAAGGCUAUCUCAGCGACUCUGGAGGACUUUCUCAGCCCUGGAAUGUCUACUAUUCAAGCUGCAGUGUUGGACCAGGUUGGGCGGCCUUCGGUCUCUAUUAUCGGCAACAUCACGUUAUGUGGCCGGACCGUAUCUCUGGCGCAGACAUUUGGGCUGCACAGAGACCCAUCAAAGUGGAACAUUACAGAGAACGAGAAGUCAGUCCGGAUGCGACUGUGGUGGUGCGUUCUCAUCACGGACCAAUGGUCUAGUGUCGCAUAUGGCGCACCACCGUAUGUGUCAAAAGGCUACUACGACGUACCGCGACCGACCGUGAGCUCGCUCAUUGGCACAAAGGCGACCUCACAGCAGAAGCAGACUACCACCUGCUUCAUACAUCUAUGCUCUUUGACGGAGCUGCUGGCCGAAAUCUUACCCUUCGUUUACCAGAUCAGUCCAGAUCGAAUACAACUCGCCCGGGAGAUUGAUCGCUUCAAGCACGAGCUAGACGAUUUAGAAUCACAGCUACCGGAAUGGCUCCCUCUUCCAAAUCGACCGGGUACACCCAUGCUAUGGCUCUCGUUCCUCUCGAUAAGGCUUGUACUUGCCCGUCUCAUCUUCCGCGCAGCUGUCCUUGAUGGAGACGGCAGUAUAGGGCGAAGUCGAAUGGACCAGUUGCGCAUCGCAUCAUCAGCAGUCCUCGACUUCAUAUUGACCAUGGGCGAAACCCAGUUCCUGGACUUUUGGCUGCCCUAUGCGACACACCUCUUAGUGCAUGCAAUCACCGUGUCGCUGCGCUGUACUGUCGAGACUCAAGAUCCUGAAAUACGAAACGCAUGCGUCUCGCGCCUCGAAGGCGUCAUUGCGCAUAUUCAACAUGCGCGAGACAACUACGACUGGGACCUCGCAAACUACUGUUUGGAGCGCUGCGCUGAUCCUGUGUCGAAAAUCGCAUCGCUGAACGCACGAGAAGCGCCGCAGCCAUCGGAGACGGAGCUUACCAGCGUUGCGCCUAAUGGAAAUGGGAUCGAUGUGCAGGUGAUGCCUAAUUUCGACGACGCGACAUUCUUGUUGUCGGACAUAUUGGAUCCGAACGCUUUCGAUUUCUCUUGGGAUGCGCUGUGGGAUACGCCGUCUGGAAUGACGAAUUUCUCUUUAUAG